Messenger RNA from Strongylocentrotus purpuratus (purple sea urchin), 553 nucleotides. RefSeq lists its product as uncharacterized. Lineage: Eukaryota; Metazoa; Echinodermata; Echinoidea; Camarodonta; Strongylocentrotidae. The coding region runs from base 65 to 553 and encodes 162 amino acids. The transcript is spliced from 2 exons. The record is from RefSeq and is a predicted model, not a curated record.
CCCCUUUUAUCACGCAGAGCUGUCCCUUUGCUUAUGUUUAUGUUUUCUAAUAUUAUACCAAGGAAUGCUGCAAUGUCAGUACCUUGGUAAUGAUGACAGCAGGAGCUUUACAGUGGCGGCUGAUGCUCCUGGACAAUCCCGUAUGUCAUCAAGCAGAGCGGAGAGAGUAAUUGCAAACGUUUCACAGGAUGUCAACGCCAGCAUAACAUGUGUCGCAAGUGACACAUGGCGUGGGAAAGCAUUGUUCUCCUUCGAGAUCGUAUGCCCAGUCGAAUGGCGAAUUCUUCUUCGUGUAUCUCCAACGGACAUCGAUGACGGCAUCGUUGUCGAAGCCUUUGAUAAGAAUGAAAGGGAGCACGGUAUCUCCAGUGACAAUAAUCCAUCCAACUAUCCGAUUUUUCUUCUUUCAAAGAGAAAAAAGUUGGAAAUCAAAGCGACAUAUUCCGACGAUGAAAUGCUGAACAAGAAAUUUACUCUAAGUGCCUGGACGGCCAAAGUCAUUGGUAACCGAAACCUCUUUCAUUUAUUUGAUUAUAUUCCUCCACCUUUUUAA